CUAAAAACUUCUCCUAUAAAUUCAACCAUUCUUGCACCAAAAUCAAACACACACAAAGUUAAACCAUGGGGAGGGUAAUUCUUAUCAGAAACUUGUGCAUUGUGGUCCUGGCAUUUCUUACAGCUGAAGUGAAUUCCCAGAGUGCUUCUAAUGUGAGAGCAACCUACCAUUACUACAAUCCUGCACAAAAUGGGUGGGACUUGAAUGCUGUGAGCGCUUAUUGUGCUACUUGGGAUGCCGACAAGCCUCUCGCAUGGCGCCAGAAGUAUGGAUGGACCGCCUUCUGCGGACCAGUGGGACCUCAAGGACAAGCUGCCUGCGGCAAAUGCUUAAGGGUGACUAAUACAGGAACAGGAGAUCAACAGACGGUGAGAAUAGUUGAUCAGUGUAGCAACGGAGGGUUGGACUUGGACUACGAAGGCGUUUUCCGGCCGCUAGACACCGAUGGAAGAGGGUAUGCUCAAGGCAACCUUAUUGUCAACUACGAUUUUGUAGAUUGUGGUGAUUAAACCAAUCGGUUCCAUUAAAUAUAACUCCCAUAUUAUCAUGUAUAAGAGUAAAAAUUAGCUAUUAUUAAUAAGAUUGCAGAAAAUAAAUGUUCCCUGAAUAAUAACAAACUUGGCUGAUUGUAAUCGCAAGGUCUUCGGUGAAAGUAAAUAUAUACGUAAAGACCUCAUCAUAUCCAUUUGUUUUUUCUUCUUUUUA
Molecule: messenger RNA, 705 nt
Organism: Jatropha curcas
Lineage: Eukaryota; Viridiplantae; Streptophyta; Magnoliopsida; Malpighiales; Euphorbiaceae
Product: pathogenesis-related protein PR-4
Biological process (GO): defense response to fungus; defense response to bacterium
Molecular function (GO): RNA nuclease activity
Source: RefSeq, a predicted model, not a curated record